Messenger RNA from Pyricularia grisea, 2346 nucleotides. RefSeq lists its product as uncharacterized. Gene Ontology annotation, molecular function: RNA binding. NCBI's taxonomy places the organism in Eukaryota, Fungi, Ascomycota, Sordariomycetes, Magnaporthales, Pyriculariaceae. Gene Ontology annotation, cellular component: nucleolus. The transcript has 5 exons. The coding region runs from base 166 to 960 and encodes 264 amino acids. The record is from RefSeq and is a predicted model, not a curated record.
CGCGCUGGGACAAGAGCAAAUUAGUUUGGCUUCGUACCUACAUUUUCGCAAAUACGGGGAAAACAAAUCUUGAAAUUUGAUUUGGACUCUGCAAAUAUUAGCGACAACUGCUUUAUCUUCUGCAACACAUUCGAAGCUACAUUGGACCGAAGUCGACCGCAUACGAUGCCCGCCCCGACAGCGGUCAAGCCCACAGCGGCCAUCGAAGAUGGCGCAGCCGUCACCCAUGUUGCCGAAGGCGGCAGCAUGGCGGCCGAGGCUGACCAGGCCGAGGAAUUUAUGCUGGACACGACGGAUCAGACGCUGCCGGCUGCUGGCGACAUCGCUGCCCCUACCGAAGAGAACACAGAGAUGGCGGUCGAUGAGGAGUCGAGGCCAAAGUUCGCUGCGGCAAAGGACGACGGGCCGUCGGUCAUGAAGGAGACCAGGAAGGUGCCCAUCCCGCCGCAUCGGAUGACGCCACUCAAGAAGGACUGGACGCAGAUAUAUGAGGCGCUGGUUGAGCACUUGAAGCUGCAGGUGCGCGUGAACACGAGGACAAAGGCCGUCGAACUGAGGACGUCAGAGCACACAACCGAAGCUGGAUCACUACAGAAAGGAGAGGACUUUGUAAAGGCAUACACUCUGGGUUUCGAAGUCCAGGAUGCUAUUGCCCUGAUCAGGGUACCAGAGUUGUAUAUUCAAACCUUUGAAAUCAAGGAUGUCAAAUCUCUGACCGGCGACCAUUUGGCUCGUGGUGUUGGUCGUAUUGCUGGCAAGGACGGAAAGACAAAGUUUGCAAUCGAGAAUGCGUCUCGCACACGUAUCGUGCUGGCAGACAGCAAGAUCCACAUUCUCGGUAGCUUCAGAAACGUUAGGAUGGCUCAGGAGAGCAUUGUGGACCUGAUUCUUGGCAAGCCCCCAAGCAAAGUCUACGGCAACCUCAGGACCAUCAGCGCUCGGCAAAAGGAGAGGUUCUGAGCUUGGUAAAGGCAUGUCUGGUAUGCAUGGAAUGACGGAGUAUAUGGCGUUUCGGUUUCGGUAAUGAUGUUUUUUUUUGUGGGUUUGGGCGUAAUAUUAUCUAUCUACAGACAAUCGACACAUCAAAAUAUUCGAGUUCAUCUUUCGUCAGGACUUGCGAUCAAAUGUGCAGAUGAGAUGCGCAUGUAUUUUCUGAUCAUCGUAUUUGGGUAUCAUUUCGUUAAAACAUUUUCUGGCGCCAAACACAUGGUAAAUAUGGCUAAUCAUACCGCCAGAUGCAUCAUUCGUUCCGUCAUUUGAUGAGCACAUCGACAACGUCCUUGUCUUCAAUCCCCGCAUCCCCAACCGUGUCACCCUCGGCGAGCUUGUCUCCGUCAAACAUGAUGAUGACCUCCUUGUCGGCAGGAAUCUUGCGUACAUUGCGAAAGGCGGCAACAAGCUCACUAAUACCCGUAUCAGCCCUCGCUGAUGCCUUGACCUGCUCAAGGUUUUUGGCUUUCAGGAAGAUGCGAAUCUUUUCAGAACUCCUGCCAUCUUGCACUUGGGCCUCGUCCUGCCCAUCGAUGGUAGGAUUUCGGCCGAUUUCGCCCUCGUCGUCGGAUAUCGUCUGGUACAGAUCUUUUUGCCGUUGCCUUUCCAGCUGCUGCAUCCACUCGGCGUAGAUCUCCUCGGUGAACAACUCAAAAUGGAGCUGGCCGUCGACCGUCACGCCGUCGUUUACAUUUCCUGGACCCGUUUUUGAAAAGCAGCCGUGUGCGUCCGGUACUACGCCAAGCGACAUGAGCGUAGAGGAGCUAUACAGCCGGCUGUCCUUCCACACCAGGAACGCUCCCUUUUCCUCCUCGUCGGUCAGUGGCCGGCCUCUGGAAGCCGAGAACGCCACGGCCGUGUCCCGGAGUAGUUUGAUAGGUUUGCGCAUCACCGUGUUGAAGACCACUGGCUUCAUCUGGGGCGGAGGAAGCCUUGACGUCACAAAGAUCUGGAUGGUCCGUUCCUCGAUUGGCUUUGUGCCACUGGCCGAUUCGGCCGCCGAGCGGGCGGCUUUUUGGUUUUCCCGACGCUCCCGUGCGGCCACGACAAAGUGCGCAAACUCAUUGUCGUCGUCAUCCGGGCCGUCGGUAGCUGGCGCGACUUCUUCGAGAUCAUCGUCUAUUUCUAUCGGGGUUGUAUUGUUUGCCUGCUGCUCCGUGCGAGUCGGCGACCCUACGGGAUCCUUGGUCCCCGCUGGCGGCUUCCUGCUAGCCGUGGGUCUGGGGACAUAAUCGUCAUCCGAGUCAGAUAUAACCAUGGAGCUGCUCGGUGCUGGUCUCGCAGGUGCACGUCUCGAUGGUGUUGCGCUGGUGGGGGAGGCGGUUGCUUUGCUCUUGCCCAAGUCGCGCUGGCCGG